Molecule: messenger RNA, 1136 nt
Organism: Heterobasidion irregulare TC 32-1
Lineage: Eukaryota; Fungi; Basidiomycota; Agaricomycetes; Russulales; Bondarzewiaceae
Exons: 8
Coding region: 4-1044 (346 amino acids)
Biological process (GO): nucleotide-excision repair; regulation of DNA-templated transcription
Cellular component (GO): transcription factor TFIIH holo complex; transcription factor TFIIH core complex
Source: RefSeq, a predicted model, not a curated record
GAGAUGGAUAAACCGUCCCAUCUGUCGCUCGUCCUCGACCUCUCCCCUUCCCAAUGGCUCCUCUCCGCUCAGCACACGAACCCCUUUCCGCUUCCUUUCCACACCUUCCUCGCACACCUCCUCACCUUCCUCAACGCCCACGCCGCCGCACAACACGAUAACUCCCUCGCCGUCUUCGGCGCCUUCCCCGGGAAGAGCGUGCAGCUCUAUUCCUCGACUGACCCGCACACGGAGCCUGAUGAAGGCUCCCCCUCUCUCGCGAAUGCAGUAGCAGACGCCAACUCAUAUCGGCCGUUCAAGCUCGUCGACGCUGCCAUCGCACGCGCCAUCGCACGCGAGCUAGACCUACUCGGCGAGCAGGAUGAAGAAGCACCCGUCGCCCUAGUCGGUGCACUCACCAAAGCGUUAUGCUAUAUCAACCGCAUCACGCACGUCCCCGCCGGGGCGACCACACCUGAAGACCCCGCCACCCAAGCUUCCCCCCGCAUCCUCAUCCUCUCCGUUUCCCCCGACCUCUCCUCCUCGUACAUCCCCAUCAUGAACUCCAUCUUCUCCGCGCAGAAGCUGAAAAUCACGAUCGACGUGUGCAAGCUGUUCGGGCCCGAGACAGUCUUUCUGCAGCAAGCCGCCCAUCUCACGGGCGGGUCGUACAUCUACCUCGAGCGGCGUGACGCGCUGCUACAGUACCUCAUCAUGUCGUUCCUCCCACCUCCAGCGGUCCGCGCCGUGCUCGCCGUGCCGACGCAGGACAAGAUCGAUUUCCGCGCGGCGUGCUUCUGCCACAAAAACAUCGUAGACAUCGGCUUCGUCUGCUCCGUCUGCCUCUCCAUAUUCUGCUCACCGGUCCCAGUGUGCUCGACCUGCCGGACAAAGUUCCCCAUCAAGACGCUCCAGCGUCUGAACGCGUCCCGACCGCCAGGGCCCAUCAACAGAGCUGCAGGCAGCGGUACCGGUGGGGCGGGCGCGGCGAACGGGACGCCCCCGAGGCCAUUACAGUCGGCCGCGGGGCGCCAGAACACGCCAUUAUCAGCGAGCUUGCGGUAAGCCUCUGGUAAGCCCUGGAUUUGCAGAGCGUGCGUUCGGGUACUGUGUGGACGUUGGGACGUUUUUGUAUUAUUAAUCAAGUGUAUCACUGU